Molecule: messenger RNA, 3870 nt
Organism: Cricetulus griseus (Chinese hamster)
Lineage: Eukaryota; Metazoa; Chordata; Mammalia; Rodentia; Cricetidae
Source: RefSeq, a predicted model, not a curated record
CUUUAUUCAACAAUCAAUAAGAUGAACAUACGCAGAAGUACAUUCCCCAUCAUUCUACCAUGUGGUUACGGUCUCUGGUCAAACAGUUAGAGCGAGGGGAAGCCUCUGUGGUCGAUCUUAAGAAGAACCUGGAAUAUGCAGCAACAGUGCUAGAAUCUGUGUACAUUGAUGAAACAAGGAGGCUUCUGGAUACAGAGGAUGAGCUUAGUGACAUUCAGUCAGAUGCUGUGCCUUCUGAGGUCCGAGACUGGCUGGCCUCCACCUUCACACGACAGAUGGGGAUGAUGCUAAGGAGAAGUGAUGAGAAGCCCAGGUUCAAGAGCAUCGUCCAUGCAGUGCAAGCUGGGAUAUUUGUGGAGAGAAUGUAUAGGCGGACAUCAAACAUGGUUGGGUUGAGUUAUCCACCAGCUGUUAUUGAUGCGUUAAAGGAUGUGGACAAAUGGUCCUUCGAUGUCUUUUCUCUCAAUGAUGCCAGUGGAGAUCAUGCGCUGAAGUUCAUUUUCUAUGAAUUACUCACUCGCUAUGACCUGAUCAGCCGUUUUAAGAUCCCCAUUUCUGCACUUGUCUCAUUUGUGGAGGCCCUGGAAGUGGGGUACAGCAAGCACAAAAACCCUUACCAUAACCUGAUGCAUGCCGCUGACGUCACCCAGACUGUGCAUUACCUCCUCUAUAAGACAGGAGUAGCAAACUGGCUGACAGAACUGGAGAUCUUCGCAAUAAUCUUCUCGGCUGCCAUCCAUGACUAUGAACACACCGGAACUACCAACAAUUUCCACAUUCAGACCCGGUCGGAUCCAGCUAUCUUGUACAAUGACAGAUCUGUGCUGGAGAAUCACCACUUGAGUGCAGCUUACCGCCUUCUGCAGGAAGACGAGGAGAUGAAUAUUCUGGUCAACCUCUCAAAGGAUGACUGGAGGGAGUUUCGAACCUUGGUAAUUGAGAUGGUAAUGGCCACGGAUAUGUCCUGUCAUUUCCAGCAAAUCAAAGCCAUGAAGACAGCCCUGCAGCAGCCAGAAGCAAUUGAGAAGCCAAAAGCCUUAUCUCUGAUGCUGCACACAGCAGACAUCAGCCAUCCUGCAAAAGCAUGGGACCUGCACCACCGCUGGACCAUGUCUCUCCUGGAGGAGUUCUUCAGACAGGGUGACAGAGAAGCAGAGCUGGGGCUGCCAUUUUCUCCUCUAUGUGACAGAAAGUCAACCAUGGUUGCUCAGUCACAAGUGGGUUUUAUUGACUUCAUUGUGGAGCCCACCUUCACUGUGCUCACGGAUAUGACUGAAAAAAUUGUGAGUCCAUUAAUCGAUGAAACAUCCCAGACUGGUGGGACAGGCCAGAGGCGCUCAAGUUUGAACAACAUCAGUGCCUCAGAUGCAAAGCGACCAGGUGUCAAGAGUUCUGGGUCAGAAGGAAGCGCUCCCAUCAACAAUUCUGUCAUCCCUGUUGACUAUAAGAGUUUUAAAGCCACCUGGACUGAGGUGGUGCACGUCAAUCGGGAGCGGUGGCGGGCCAAGGUGCCCAAAGAAGAGAAAGCCAAGAAGGAAGCUGAAGAGAAGGCUCGCCUGGCUGCUGAGGAAAAGCAAAAGGAAAUGGAAGCCCAAGACCAAACUGAACAAGGCAAAGCUGAGAAAAAGACAUCUGGAGAAACGAAAGGCCAAGUCAAUGGAGCGCGUACAAACAAGGGGAAGAGCCCCAAAGGUGACAAGGCCGGAGAGAAACAGCAGAAUGGUGACUUGAAAGAGGGUAAAAAUAAGGCAGAUAAGAAGGAUCACUCCAGCACCGGAAAUGAUUCAAAGAAAACAGAUGGAUUCGAAGCUAACCAGGCUCCCCAGUGUCAGAUGGAAGAAGACUUAGAGCAAGGAGCAGAUCCAGAAGAGUAGAAAAGACCUCACAUAGACUGGGGCUGCCAGUGUCUCAAGCCAUUUUAGCCGAGCUUCUUCAUUCUCCUUCUUCCACAAAGACCCAUGUCUGGGGAAGGUGUACAGCUUUCAAAACCAAGUCCCACAUUUGGCCUUCCCUCAUGCUGUCUCCUCCCAGGGGCCUCUGGGGGUUGGUUGGCUUGUGGUCUUAGAAUUAUGGGGGAUUUUUUUCCCCCUGAGCACACAAACUCCACUUGAGGUUUGUUUUGCUUUGUUUUCAUUUUGGUUUUGCCCCACCCACACAGCAGAAUGCAAAUAUAAAAGGCCAUUUUACAAUCCAUCACUAAUAAUCUGGGUUUCACAGCACCUGUUGAGCCUGGUGAAAAACUGACAUCCUGGAUAUGCUGAAUGAGACUUGGAAAAGUCCCCCACACGGUGACUGCCAUUUUGAUUUUGUUAGUGCUGUUCACUUAGAAUGGUGCCUUUCAUACUGGCUCAUGAUGGUGAUGACAGCCAGGCUGGCUUUCAUCACAACUAAAGUGAAAUGCCAAUCUCUGGUUCUUUUUACCAGUUGAGAACAUUCAUUUUCUCCAGUUUAUUUUAAAGCUUAAAAUUUGUUCUUAUGCUUUUUCCCAUUUGUAUAAUAUGUACUUGUUUAUCUUUUUAAGAGGAGAUUAUCCUAUAGGAAUAUGUAUUUGAUGCUUAAUUUAUUAUCUGUAAAUCCCUGAAUAGAAAUCUGAAUGUGUUAGCUGGUGACCAUGCUGUUGGUGGGUCCUAAGUGUAUUCGCUGGGUAGCAUCCCUUGCUAAGAGGUCACUGAAAUGUUGACUGCUUCCUGGUCCUUUUCUUUUGGGUAUCUAUAAAUUGGCUUCAUUACUUUAUAAACUUCUUAGAAAGGGAAGUGAUAAGGGACCCAGAAUCAGAGAGCUACAUCAAGUAAUAAUUUUCAUUUUAGUAAGAUUUUAACACCAUGAAGGAGCUGAUUAGUAGCACAAAUAGGAAAUAAGAAAAAUAGAUAUGGCAGGGAGAGGGGAUAAAUAUAGAUUAUCCUGAAGCCAAACUGAAAAUGGAAUUCAGUAGAGUGCAAGGAAAGUGUAAUUUUUCUCUCUCAUGGUGUGAUUUGGAUAUGAAUUUUUUUUAUUAUGCAGUUUUAGGUCCCUUCUAAAGAGUGCCAUAUAGAAUUAAUGACAGAAAGAAGAUGAGCUAGGUAAUGAGCUUGAAUGAGUAUCAUAGAUUUCAUUUCUAAAUUAAAGUAUAAAGACAGAUAUUUUAUAGUCUCUGUCUGCUUUAGUAAGUUAUUAGUAUUUCUGCAGCGGUUAGAGAAGACUGUGUGUGGUCCUUAUGACCUCUUGACUCAUAGAAGUAGGCUUCAGCAAGAAGCUGUGAAGAGAGUUGUUGCCUGGAACACACACUUACCUGAUUUUUACACAACUUUUCUCUAUUGGUUGGACAUUUGGCCUCAUUGUAACACCGACCCUUUUCCAUUGCUCUGCCAGCUUUCCUAACAGCAAAUCAUGAAAUUCAGAUUUAAAUGACUUUGGGAAUGUAAAGGCUCAAAAGUAUGACUAGAACAAGCCAUGAAAUAUCUAAUUAUUAUAAUACAGGGCAAUCUGAUGGGCUUUGAUAUCAAGGAGACAGUAAGGAAGAAUGAGUAUACUGGGCAAUUGCUGAGGGUGGCUGUGGAGGAACAGUGAGGAUGGUCAGGGUUGGUGAGGCUUGGUGUGAGGGAAGAGUGAAGAUGAUGAGGACUGGUGAGGUAGAUGAUGUCCUAAGAAGGCAACAGCCCAGUAUCAUGGACUAUAUUUGUUUUGUGUAAGAACAGGGGUAACUGGGUACCCAGGAUUUGUAAAUUACCUCCAGUUUUACACAUUGGCAUCUAACUCAGAUGCUUACACUGCACCAGUCAAACAAAAAUGUGCUUAUGAGCUGUAUGCAGCCCAGGGGUUAUUGGCUUGCAAGCUGUGUUCUUGAAGGUAGAAUGAUUCUGUAUGCCAAUUAAAUACAAUCAUACAAGUGUA